Molecule: messenger RNA, 2634 nt
Organism: Canis lupus familiaris (dog)
Lineage: Eukaryota; Metazoa; Chordata; Mammalia; Carnivora; Canidae
Product: histone H2B type 2-E1
Exons: 1
Coding region: 1607-1858 (83 amino acids)
Cellular component (GO): nucleosome
Molecular function (GO): protein heterodimerization activity; DNA binding; structural constituent of chromatin
Source: RefSeq, a predicted model, not a curated record
AGGAGAAAAAAUACCCUUAUCUCUGCCUCCCUGAGAGAGUUGGGCCUUGGCCCAAAGCCCUGCAGUAGCUUAGGAACUCGAGCCUCCUGGACUUGGGCCUCUUCACCGAGUGGCCAGUGCUUUUCAGUUCCAGAGGCUUGUAGGGUCCCUGCCCCAGGGAGCUCAGGCUGGCUAGGACGGCAGCGGCCCCUUUCCUUGGUGGGGGCUCUCCACACUGUUGACGGGACCCAGAUCUAGGAGGGCCCAUCAGUAGAGUUUGGGAGCUAAGAGAGAGUAGCCCCAUGAUGUGGGCUAACUAUGAGCUGACAUUUCCUCACCCCAACACAACCUGCAGACCUAAGAAUCUUCCUGGUGAGAAACGAGUCCCCCUCAUCCUCUUUCCAAACAUGUCAGAUAGUUUGGGCUCAAGUAUUUUGAGGCCGACUCUGCUACCAGGCACUGAGCUGGUAUUUUCCACAUUCACUGCCUUUCUUCGUGCUUGCAACAGCUAGCAGGGCCCCACAGAUGAGGAAAUCUGUAGGCCAGAGGGGUUGAAUGAUUUUCCUGUGGUCACCCAGCUGGUUAGCAAUCGUAUUUUGUCAUCUCGGACCAGGUUUCUAUUGCCACAUCGUCAAAGCGCAACCUGUACGGACCAGAGGGCCACCGAGUCCCCAGGCCUCCCUGCCCUGGGCCAGCCCUCGGGAGCUUGCAGGAGCGGCCAUUUGCAGUGCUGGGCGGAAAAGGACCGAGGGCUGGGGCCUAAUUGUUCUACUGGCGAAGGGUCUGUUCUGUGGCCCCUGCCUCAGACUCCCAGCCCACAGGUUCCUGGAAGCCAUUCCUUCCCCUCUUGAUGGUGGCAGGAUGGGAACGGGAAGCAGGGCCUGGGACAAGCAGGGCUGGUGCAGGUCAGGUCAGGAGGUCUGUCAAAGGGCUGAGGUACGGCAGUAACUCAUGUGAUCUGAGGCACAUGUGAAUCAGGAAGGGGUUGGUUCUAGGAAACAAGCUUGUCCAGCUGUUUGCAGCAGACAGGGAUUUAAGAUAAUUGACUACUUCCAAGGUGUCUGGGAAGGCCAGAGAAGGGGUGCCUCCGGGAGCCAGCCUCGGCACUGCCAAGUUCCAGAAUAGACCACCCUGCCUGCAGUCCAGUUCCUCUCAGUGCCCAGAUGCUGGGCCUGGACCCCGGAACGUGGGUGGGCCUGCCAGUACCGCCCCUUGACACCCACGAAACCUGAGCGUGCUGGCACUGCUACAGAAGGGCUGAGCUCCCAAAGCUGCCAAAUGGCCCCGGCCUGGUUUCCUCUGCCCACAUCAUUCAGAGGGCAUCCAGUGAGUAGGCCAUAUGUCUCCCACAGACCUCAAGCACAGGGAAGUCUAGAAAAUGUCCUCAGAUGUAGGAGGUAGUGUUAAUCCUUAGUGUAAGAUUGAGGUAAAGGGCCUGUGUAAGGGCCCCAGAUGGCCUCUGACUCUCCCACCCCCACCACAAAUAUGCCACAGUGGACCUCCUAUUAGGAGGAGCAGGAGGGUGGGCGCUGAGCAUGGGCAGCAGCCGCAGUCCAGGGGCUGCAGGGGCCGUGGUUCUGGCGAUAAGAAGUGCAAAAAGCGUAGCCGGUGCAAGGAAACCUACUUGAUGUAUAUCUACAAGGUGCACCCGGACAUCGGCAUCUCUUCCAAGGCCAUGAGCAUCAUGAACUCAUUUGUGAACGAUGUGUUUGAACGGCUGGCUGGCGAGGCUGCCCGGCUGGCCCAGUACUCGGGCCGGACCACACUGACAUCCCGGGAGGUCCAGACGGCGGUGCGUCUGCUGCUGCCCGGAGAGCUGGCCAAGCAUGCUGUAUCUGAGGGCACCAAGGCCAUCACCAAGUACACCAGCUCCAAGUGACCCAGGGCCUUCCAUUAAUAAAGAGUGAGCUGCUCCAAAAAAAAAAAAAAAAAAAAAACCAACAACAACAAAAAAAACAUCGUACUGUAGGUCUUCAUAGCCACCUUUUCUUUUUUCCCAGUCACUUCGUUUUUACUACUUCACAUUUUCAGCAAACAAAUAAAGGUGCAAACAGGGUUUAUUUCACAUUAAUAUAUUAACUGUUUUUUUUUUGUUUUUUGUUUUUUUGUCAAAUAAAUAGGGAAUUCUCUUUUAAAUAACCAUCUCCUCCCUUCUCGGCCAGUCCAGAAGCGAAUGAAAGCAAAUUUUAGUACAUCCAGGAGGCAUAUCACCAAUUAUGUAUGAAGCUUAAAUGGACAAGUUUUUUUUGUUUUUUGUUUUGUAUAAAUACCAGAAGAGGGAAAGUUUAUUUGAGAUGCAGGAUUUGGAAAGGCAAGCCUGGGCUUUUAUUGGGAGUUGAAGCAUAAACAUUUUUGAGUUCCCCUAAGAUGUCUGGACUAACGUAACAGACUUCUUUGUUCACAGCCAUGACUUCUAAUCUUAGAUUUGUGACACCCCCGGGGGUCUCCACAUAUCUCCGGAGGUCCUGUAAAAUUACCUCCUCAGAAUGCCAAGUAAAAUAAUUUAAAUUCACUUAAAAAAUAUGCCACACAUGUCUGCAGGCAAAGAAGGCUGUCCUGGAGUCACAAGAACACUUCUAAGUAUUAGAAAAGCUUGAUCCCUGUCGAUUCCAUUUUAGUCUCAACCAACUGAUGAAUAAAGGACAUUGAGCAAGA